Molecule: messenger RNA, 582 nt
Organism: Drepanopeziza brunnea f. sp. 'multigermtubi' MB_m1
Lineage: Eukaryota; Fungi; Ascomycota; Leotiomycetes; Helotiales; Drepanopezizaceae
Source: RefSeq, a predicted model, not a curated record
AUGUCUACUUUACGCAAGUCCAUCGACGCGAGCUCUUUUGCAGCCUUUGCACUCGAACAUAAGAAGAAGUUGUUUUCGGCAUUUAAAAAAGGAUUUGCUAUUGUCUUAGAUGCUAAAGCUAAGACUUACGGAGCCAAGUCCUUUUCUAAGGGCAAGAGCCGCCGAGCUGACGACCUUAUAGACGCCGACAAGUUAAAGGAUUUUAAAAAGAGCUUGCGAUCGAUUGAGUUAUCUUUUAACGAUUUCGAUUUAAGUGUAGAGAUUAAUUUGGAAAACCGCGCAUUCGAUAAGGCUAUAAAAGCCUUGGCUAACUUGCUUGAAGACGAAGACGACUUAAUCGGUAGCUCCGGACUUUAUUUUAGCUUCGCUGAUCCUUUGUCGGCCAAGUUCACACUUAUUAACGAUGCUAUUAAUAAGCGCAAGAACGAUACGCGCUCUUUUACUUUUAAAGAUGCUACUGCUAGCACGUUAUCAUCUAAUGCUAGCCUCGCUAAGAGAAGAAGACCUUUCCAGCUUGAAGAGAACGAAGGAGUUGAGGACGUGAGCACGGAAAGAGACUAUGAAGAAGCUGCCGAGGCGUAG